GAUGGACCCCUUUGAGGACACGCUGCGGCGGCUGCGGGAGGCCUUUGGCGCGGGGCGCACGCGGCCGGCCGAGUUCCGGACUGAGCAGCUGCAGGCCCUGAGCCGCUUCCUGCAGGACAACAAGAAGCUCCUGCAGGACGCGCUGGCCCAGGACCUGCACAAGCUCACCAAGCUGGGCAGCGCCUUCAUCCGGAAGGAGCCCUACGGCCUGGUGCUCAUCAUUGCGCCCUGGAACUACCCCCUGAACCUAACGUUGAUGCCCCUGGUGGGGGCCAUCGCCGCAGGGAACUGCGUGGUGCUGAAGCCCUCGGAGAUCAGCAAGGGCGCUGAGAAGGUGCUGGCCGAGGUGCUGCCCCGGUACCUGGACCAGAGCUGCUUCGCCGUGGUGCUGGGUGGGCCUGAGGAGACUGGCCGGCUUUUGGAACAUAAAUUCGACUACAUCCUGUUCACGGGGAGCCCUCGUGUGGGCAAGAUUAUCAUGACAGCUGCUGCCAAGCACCUGACCCCCGUCACCCUGGAGUUGGGGGGCAAGAACCCCUGCUACGUGGACGACAACUGUGACCCCCAGACCGUGGCCAACCGUGUGACUUGGUUCCGCUACUUCAACGCCGGCCAGACCUGCGUGGCCCCGGACUACGUCCUGUGCACCCCCGAGACGCAGGAGCGCCUGCUGCCCGCCCUGCAGAGCGCCAUCACCCGUUUCUAUGGUGAAGACCCCCGCACCUCCCCCGACCUGGGCCGCAUCAUCAACCAGAAGCACUUCCAGCGGCUCCAGGCCCUGCUGCGCUGUGGCCGCGUGGCCAUCGGUGGGCAGAGCGACGAGAGCCAGCGCUACAUCGCGCCCACGGUGCUGGUGGACGUGCAGGAGGCGGAGCCGGUGAUGCAGGAAGAGAUCUUUGGGCCCAUCCUGCCCAUCAUGACCGUGGGCAGCCUGGACGAGGCCAUCGCCUUCAUCAACCGCCGCGAGAAGCCGCUGGCCCUGUAUGCCUUCUCCAACAACAACCAGGUUGUGAAACAGUUGCUGGAAAGAACCAGCAGCGGCAGCUUUGGGGGCAACGAGGGCUUCAUCUACCUGACCCUGUCGUCCCUGCCACUGGGGGGAGUCGGUCACAGCGGGAUGGGCAAAUACCACGGCAAGUUCUCCUUCGACACCUUCUCUCACCACCGCGCCUGCCUGCUCGCCCCCCCGGGCCUGGAGAAGCUCAACGAGCCCCGUUACCCGCCCUACAACGAGCGAACGCAGCAGCUCAUAAGCUGGGCCUUGAGCUUCCCAACCUGCACCCUUCUGUGAGCACGCGGCCUGCCUCCACGCCCACCUCCUCAGUCCCGUGGUGCCAGCUUUGGUCAGAGCCAACUCAGGACUGGGCAGGACUUCCAAUGGCCGGCCAGUCCCUUUGCGGGCCGUGGUCCCCUCUCGACAGAAUCGGACGCCCUACUUC
Ochotona curzoniae (black-lipped pika) is the source of this 1439-nucleotide messenger RNA. Its product is annotated as aldehyde dehydrogenase family 3 member B2-like. Gene Ontology annotation, biological process: aldehyde metabolic process. Gene Ontology annotation, molecular function: aldehyde dehydrogenase (NAD+) activity. Bases 2 to 1291 code for a protein of 429 amino acids. NCBI's taxonomy places the organism in Eukaryota, Metazoa, Chordata, Mammalia, Lagomorpha, Ochotonidae. The record is from RefSeq and is a predicted model, not a curated record. Gene Ontology annotation, cellular component: cytoplasm. The transcript has 8 exons.